AUGGAUGACGCCGUGGGGGCUAUCAAGACCAAAUCUCGAGUGACAAGCCGUUCGGAGGCGACACAUCUACUUGUCAUUCUUUAUGGCGAGGCGAAGACUCGGAGUCGUGGUCGAGAAGGACUCGUGUACUUGAAAAUUGCAAGUGUCCAACAAGUAGGGGUCUUGUCGAGUUUGCACAAAAUUCCGUUUCAGUUCCAUUUCAAUCAUUUCAGGCCGUCGGGACCGCUCAUUCGACUGAGCUGUUGGCGUCGAGUGUUUGGGUCAACACCAUCAACAGUUUGCACCUGUGCACAUCAUCCCUCCCUCUCCUAUUUUUGGUCCUAUCAUAGAUCGUCUCGCCUGAAAUAUUCAAAUGAGACGUUCUGCACGAAAUGACUUCAUUUUGAGACUAUAUAAAGCGUCUGGAACAUUUCUGUUCACUUUUUUUGGCAGUUUAUAGUAACAAAGAAACAUUUGAUAAUAAGUUUUGUCCGAAAAAAACCUUUUUAAAAGUUGUGCACUUCUGUUUCAAACUUUCCUUCUUGGAUAGAACGCUCCUAAAAUUCUGACUAUCUGGAAAUUCUGCUCAUUUUCUCGAAGUGAAACCGUCUUUUUUCUAAAAUUUUCGGAAAAAAUUCUCAUGAGUCUUCACUGCAGUUUUUUGAUCCUUAAAAAAGUCUUUCUAAAUUUCUACAAGCCCAAAAAAUGCCAAUAGCCUACCUUGUACCCAAGACCUUCGAAUUUUCGACCCUUACUAUUGAAGAUAAAGAUCCCUUGGCUUCAGUUUUUGAUAGACAGACCAUAUGACCUCAAUCACAAUCCCCAUUCUACUUCUUCAUUUGCAUAUUUGAAUUUCUGAAUAAAAAUCUUGGUAAGGGAAAAAAAAACUUUUUAGGCUCAAAUGCACAUCAUUUUUGUGAGCUUUUUGACCUUUCUGCCUCUGGCGUCAGGACGAUUCUUCGACAUGUGCCCUUCUCGGAGACAAUCCAUAGGAGGUAAUUAUCUUAGCACUUGUUUUUCUGCAACGUCACCCCAGUUGUUUCAGCCUGUUUGGCUGGUUUGUGUCCAGCGGGUUCAGAGUGUAUCAAUGGAUAUUGUUGUAAGUCCCUAGAGAGAAUUAUUGCUUUCAUGACUUCAAAAUAAGGUGCAGGCAAGGGCAAGAAAGCUGAGAAACUGGAGAAAGUGGAAGUCGAAGUGGAGAACUUGGAGUUCGGAGGUUGCACCAACGGAAGGAAGGCUAUUGGAGAAUGUAUCGCCGACACUUGCCCCGUCGGAUACAAUUGCGUUGACGGUCUUUGCUGUGGUUUGCUUUUUUAUACUUCAUGCGAAUGAGGCUUCUGGUGAAAGAAAUAGUUCAAGCUUUGACGUUCAAUUGUUAUUUCUUUUUCUUUGCGAAAACGCUCUUUUUUAUCGCUCUUCAGAUUUUUUCGUCUAGAUCAUAAUUGGCCUAGCACCUUAAUGAAAUAAAUUUCGCUUAACUCUUACCUUCUCUUGAGUUUUGCAGUCAUUCUGUUUGAAACAGAACUUUUUCCAUUUCACUAAAUUAUACGCGAGCGCAGAACAUCAACGGUUCCUAGAAAAAGUGGGAACGGAGAAUAAACUCCUACGCUUUUUUUCACUCUAAUUGUAAAUUCAUCACACUAAAAUUAAUAUCACCAUCACUUUCAUCACGGCUCUCACAGACCCGGAUACUAUGGUACCCGCCAGCACAUCCUCAACACCAACCACUGUGCUUCACACAACUCAACAUGGUGCAUCCAAGAAUAAAGAUAUGAACGAAAAACCGGAGACGAUUUAAGGCCAAGGAAAUUAUCAGCAAAUGAAGACUUCUCCAGCCGUUUCGGUAUCUCCAUCAACGGAAACCAGUGAAGAAGAGGAGACUACUACGGAAGAACAUACCACCACGACCACUACAACAAUUCCUACUACCAUAACUACAGUAUGUUUCAGAGCAAUGAAAAAACGAACAAUAUUAGGAUAAAAUAAUUAAGCUCUAAAACUUUAAAGCACAGAAAAUUGUAAAAUAAUCGAAUUUUAGAAUUUUUUUUUUCCAUGGAUAAUUUAACUCAGUUCAUUCUCAAGGUGAUUACAAAUUUAUUCAUUUCAUUCAAAAUGAAGUCACGUCCUUUUUUAUUUAUUUCCGUCAAAACUUCCCAAUCAUUUCAAACUUACACUAUUACAAAAAGAUCACGUUUUCACUUAGGAGGAAGAGCUGGAGGAGGAAGAAGAAGAAGAAGAAGAAGAAGAGAUAACUACAACGACGGAACCAGUGACUACCACGACUGAACAAGCUACGACGGCUACCAAGAAAGCCAGCCGCCGCUUCAAGUCUGCUGUCUCUUCAAAAAUUUCUUUCAAGGGUUCACUUUCAGAAGCAGAAAAACAACAAAACCAACUCUUGAAAUGACCACUUCGACAACUCCUAUGACUACAACCACAACUCAUGAAGAGGAAUAUCUUACUCAUGAAAAAUGCCCGAUUGGAGAGCCUAUUGGAGGUGCGUAACUUUUCUCUCAUUUUGGUCAGCUUGAAGGUUUCAGAAUGCAUAAGUAACCGUUGUCCAGAAGGACACUCCUGUCUGGACGGCUUCUGUUGUGAGUUUUGCGUCGAAAAGAGUAAACCUUCCGAAAUAUUUUUUCAGGCAUUUUGACGCCACAAAUCAAUUGUACGGACGAGUUGGUAGGCUGCAGAGCUCAUCUUUGUGAUCGGAAAGGGUACAAGCAGUUCAUGACGAACAACUGCGCCAAAACUUGCGCUCGAUGUCAUUUGGUUAACAUUGUGAGUUUAGUUGGAGUCAGAAAAAUGUGGUCGGUGAAGUGUUGCCGCAAAACCAGCGCCUUAAAAUCCAAACACUCAAACCGUAGUAGCCCAGCUUGAAAAAAUCAGAAUUCAGGUUCAUCUCCACAAAUAAUUUUCUGAAGUUUGGAGUAUGACGACUUUUUUUCUCAUUGAAAAGCUGAGAACGAGUUUACUUAUUUUCCACCGAACAGUUUUUAUUCAACCCUUAUCUGAUCGAAACGAUUUCUAUAGACCAUCAAUGAGCUGAAAGAUUGCCGAGAUCGACGAAGUGACUGUGAAGAAUGGGCGGCUGAAGGAUUCUGCGAAAGCACCUUGUACACCACUCGACAGAAAAUCAAGUUUUGCGGGAAAAGUUGUAAACUUUGUUAA
Molecule: messenger RNA, 3147 nt
Organism: Caenorhabditis auriculariae
Lineage: Eukaryota; Metazoa; Nematoda; Chromadorea; Rhabditida; Rhabditidae
Source: the annotation of a GenBank genome assembly